This is a messenger RNA of Camellia sinensis, 848 nucleotides long. RefSeq names its product CASP-like protein 5C1. The record is from RefSeq and is a predicted model, not a curated record. Gene Ontology annotation, biological process: DNA integration. NCBI's taxonomy places the organism in Eukaryota, Viridiplantae, Streptophyta, Magnoliopsida, Ericales, Theaceae. Gene Ontology annotation, molecular function: nucleic acid binding; zinc ion binding. Gene Ontology annotation, cellular component: membrane.
CACCAAUUCUGGCAAAAAAAAACAAAAAAAAAGUCAGUUACUAAAAUUUCAAUCAGCCGAUUUCAAAUCCCCAUAAAAUAAAUCAAAUCAAGGCAAAUUCAAUUCUCUUUUCCAAUCGAGUUCAGAUGAGCAACGUGGCAUGGCCGAUUCAGACAACUGAAUUGCUAUGACGAGCUUUUGCGAGUUGGGUCGAAGAAUUUCACGACAACCAGAAGAAGAAGAAGAUCGACAGCAAGGCUCGCAUGCGAGAUGGAUGAACUGCCAGGGGCUUUGGGGACGAGUGCCAGCUUGGCUCUUCGAUUGGGUCAAGCCAUCUUCUCGAUCGCUUCUCUCCUCUUCAUGUGUUUGGAUGUUGAGUUCUAUAGCUAUACUGCUUUCUGCUUCUUGGUAACAAUUAUGGGUUUAGUGAUCCCAUGGAGCUUGACCUUGGCAGUGGUGGAUGUAUAUUCCGUCUUUUUUAAACCUCCAUCUCGUCAGCUGGGAGUAAUGUCCGUCAUCGUCAUUGGAGAUUGGGUUCUCUCGUUUCUGUCGCUUGCGGCAGCGUGCUCAACAGCUAGCGUGUCAGAGAUCCUCAUCACUUCUAGCUCCUUCUGCAGCGCAGAGUUGUGUAGUAGAUAUCAACUGUCUGCUGCUAUGACUUUCUUGGCUUGGUUUCUAUCGUUAGCGUCGUCUCUCUUUAAUCUCUGGCUUCUCCCUUCUCUGUGAAGUGUAUAUGUCUUGGCUUUAGCCAUCUAUAGAAAUGAAAUCAAAUUGGAAAUAUUGAGAAAAAAAAAUAGUUGUGGUUGCUUGGAUUUUGAAAUUUUACAUUGAUAGUGGUCAGCAUUGACAGUAAAUUUUCAAUAAUAAAA